AUGGGCCCCAGCAAAGGCCGCGGGCCCCUCAUAGCCAAGUUUGCCCCCGCGGGAUUCAAGAAGGGCUUUGGGGCCAUAGGAUUGGGAAGACACACAAAAAAAGGUUUUUUCCUCAUCAAUUCGAUGCUGGUCCCCAAAUUGCAUAUGCCGGACUUGAACGGAUUUGAGCUGAAGCCUUACGUCUGCCCUCAAACUUACAAAAUUGCGUCGCAGAAGUACUGGGCAGCAGACGAGGAAGAAUAA
Eimeria necatrix is the source of this 243-nucleotide messenger RNA. RefSeq lists its product as hypothetical. The transcript is spliced from 3 exons. Bases 1 to 243 code for a protein of 80 amino acids. Lineage: Eukaryota; Apicomplexa; Conoidasida; Eucoccidiorida; Eimeriidae. The record is from RefSeq and is a predicted model, not a curated record. Gene Ontology annotation, molecular function: structural constituent of ribosome. Gene Ontology annotation, cellular component: mitochondrial large ribosomal subunit.